UUUUUUGGUAGACAGAGGUGUUGCAAGUCAAUGCAAGAAAACCUACACAUUUUCCUCGAGUUCCUGUUUUGGGUUUUAUUGAUACUCAGUGUCUCCUACAGGUUUUUCUUGGAAGCGUCAUCGAUGCCAUCCUAUCUGAAAAACAUAGAGGUUUCUACUUACGGAUAUUACAUGCGAUAAACACAUUUCAUCGUUUUACUUUGUACAAUACUUCUGUGUUGAAUAGUAUCUUCGAUAUUUUUUGUUAGAGAUGAGCGGCGCAGAGGAGGAGAAGAUGGGAGGUCCGUCUACUACCGUGGACGAUCUUCAGUGUGAGCCUGUCGGCGGUGGCGUCGACUCUAAGACACACGGCUCUGGUGAAGGUGAAACCGAAAAGGUGUUUAACUAUGCUCCGGAUAGUUUUGAAGAUGGUGUUGUCCCAGAAGGCGCCGUCGGAACCGACGAGGAGAGCACGGUCACACCUUUGCCGUGUCCAGCUGCAGUCCCCGGGCCCCGCGCACCCGAGAAUACACCUGCUCGAUGGUUGUCGCUGUUGCGGUCCGACCGCGCACCCGUAGCCAAGGUGACGCCGGAUAUGGUCGAUUCUCUGAAACAGCAAAUGUACCAGGUCUUUCCACCGAGUCCAAUCGGAAAAUCAGCGACGCCAGGCUUGCAGGAUCCGGCGCGCUCGGCCGCGCUAGACCGCACUAACAUUAGGGCUCAUGGUUUUGAAAAAAUAGGUCACUUCUACUCUUGAACAACAACCUGGGAUUUGUUAUCUUGACCCUGUAUGAAAAUCAGCCGUCAGAUAUUCUCAACAUCUACCGGAAUACAGUAGCAACUGAUAGACUGCCACUGGUGACAAACAACUUCUAAAAGCGAGGCCAUAGCUAGCAUAGAAUCGAUGGGCGGAGACGGAUGGGAGGAGGCGAUUAGGGCAGAAACUGCGAAGCUGAAGCAGGGUUACGAGGAACUGCAGAGACUACAGCGACAGGCAAGUGUAAAGGAGGCAAGACUCAUGGCAGAAAUCGAAGAAAAAGAAACGAAAUGGGAAGGUAAUACGACUAAAGCGAAGAAACACAGAAAUGUCUCAAUGAAACAAGGACUAGACACCCCCUCUGAUUCUCUAAAAACAGCUUCAUCAUCCAUGAAGAGAAAAGUUUUUCUUUGCUUCUCACAUCCACGAAAUGUUAGUUGGUUUUCUUUUUGACUCCGAUUUACGACCAAGUAAGACCAGCAAGAAUAUGAAGUUAGUAGGUGGUGCUUAUACAUUUCUAUUCAAUUCCGCCAGGUGUGGUGAAGGAGAUGAUAGAAAAAUACGAGGCUCUGGAACAAGUGGCGGAGGAGCGACAUCAGCGCAAAGAGAUGAUGUGGGAGACAAAUCAGAAGUUGCUAGCCGAACUGGAGGAGACAGCGAAAAAGAAAGACUACUAUGCAGACAGCUUAAAGUCGUUCGUCGGACGGAAAUCGACAUGCGCAGUCUGUGCAUAUGUGAAGUACUGAAAAGUGAGAGGUCAUAGUUUUCUUCGAAAGAGGACUCCAUUAUGGAUAAUGCUUGCAACUAUUAGUUUUACACUUGUAGUAUGAAGCUGAAGGUCAUUGAUAAUUUUAUACGCUUUUGCAUCCCUCUGUCUUGCUCUCGUGCUUUCUCACAUCGACCAUAACAUUAGAAACUCUACUCCAGCCAUCACGAGAAGAUCCUUGUUGGGUAUGAAGAGAAGAACGAGGAAUUGGUUGGCAAAAUCACGACGCUGGAAGGAGAACGGAGUAAAGCGGUCAACGAUUUACUUGCGAUCCGCAAGCAGUUGGAGUUCGAGCAUACCAAAUAUAAAGCGAUGGAGCACUCCUGCCGCCAUUUCCGCAAGAAGCUAGAACAGUUGCACGAGGACCUGAAGCGAAUAGAGUUACGAGUCCUACCUAUCAUCUCGUAGAUACUUCCUUUUUGGCCAGUAAAGCUACUUCAAUAUUAACGUUCUAUCUCAGUUUAACACGACAUCCUCCUACAGUACAACCGGUUAAUCAAAUGGAGAACCUCUUUCUAAGAAGUGAAUUCAAGGCCCGCGUUGCGCAAUUGGAGGAAGACCUGAAAAUGGAGAAGAAGAAGGCAUGGCAGUAUGCAGAUGAGGUGGAACCACACUUGGAGGCCUAUGAAAAACUGAAGCCCAUGUAUGCCGAUGAAGUCAAACAGAAUGCAGAAAAUCGCGAUCAAAUAGCGUUGCUCGAAGGAGAGAAAGCUGAUCUGAUCGUCGUGCGUGACGGGCUAACGUACUACAUACUCAACCCAGUAUUGUUGUUUUCACAGGCCGCUGUUUCUUAUGAUUGUAACCUUCAUCAUGAAUCAUCAUCAUUUACCCUCUUGAAGCAAUGACAUCACCGAUGUUUACAUUCAUCAACUUUCCAUUUAUUCUCGUUCUAUAGCGCGGAUUUGUCUGCAACGGCGGAGAAGUUGGAGUUCACUGCCGGGCGACUCGAGGUGACCACGAUGACUUUGCAGAAGGCGAAAGAGACCUUGCUGAAGAAUGUGCUGAAGGGUUGGCUCGUUGACGAGGAUCCAUGGGAAUUGCCACGCACGAUCAUCCAGGUGUGGCGCGAUUACGUGCCAGACCUACGAGAAGAUAAUCGUGUUUGGCGUCUCGAAAAAGCGCACGAAGUGCUGAAAGUUAUGACUUACCUUGUGCAUGAAGUUCCAAAUUGAUGUUUGUGAGUUCGACAGCAUUCAUUGAUAGACUGUAUAAGCUAAUAGAUAGGGAGAACGAAAAGAUGCCGAAGACCAAAUCCAGUUGGAUUCCCACUGUCCUAUUGAGAAAUACACUUGGUGCAACAGACCGAUGUUUCUAAGGCAAUCGAGCACAGAGAGCUGGAGGAAGUGCAUGCGAAAGAAAUGGCAGACUACGCACAGCUACAGUUGGACCAUGCCACUCUUGUCCAUGAGCAUGAGGUUCUCAACGCACAACACGAUGAGUGCACGGCGGCGCUUGCGGCCGAGAGGGAAACAACUUCGCAGCUGCGUGCGGAUCUUGAAGCGGUAAGUAAUACAGCAACUUGUUCUGAUUAUAUUCAUCUGUCUUCUUUUUUCUAGAAGAUGAAAGACUAUAUGAUUUGUUUUCGUACGGACGUAGCUAGAAGUAGAUGUGCCAGAAUAUCUCCUUCGGACAUCGUUGAAUGUGUCUUUCGUCUUUGAAAUUUCUGGCCAUCAUUGCGUGUGUCUUUCGUCUUUGAAUUUCCUUGACAGACUUCCAGCUACUUACUAGAUUCAUUGCCCUCUCAGCAUUGUCUUCGUUUCAUCACGACGUCAACUAUGAACUACUACAGGAGACGAAGAAGUGCGCCGACUUCCAGUUCCGUUUGAAUCAGACGUGCGAUUCUCUGGAAGACACGGAGAAGCAACUACACGACCUGAACGUCCUCUUCGCCCAACGCGUGAACAGCCUCUUCGAACUGGAGGAAGAGGUGAAGAAAUUGCGCGCCGAAAACGACCGGCUCUGGGAACGCCAAGGCAUUACAGUAUGCGACAAGCACUUCCUCAAACCCGUGUGGCCGAAAGCCUUGCUCGCAGAACCUGUGGAUGGAUCUGUUAUGUCUGACAAAGAACAAUGACGAUGACAGUAGGAUCAGAUUAGAAGUACACCAUUUGCAGGUGAUCGGAAAUUAAUAUAUCGACAAUACUUCUAGUUGUGCACUUUUAUUUGGAAUCCAUGUGCAUGCAGGUUCUUCCCUCCACCAGGAUGAUUGAUUUCUGUCCCGGCCCAUAAUCUCCUCUAAGAACAGCGCGUCUCCGCCGAAUUACAGUUCUGGUGUCGUCCCGCGGUCUGCCGCCGUGAUGUCUGGUGUCGUUGCGGCCGAUGCAGAUGCAGGCAGAAAGCCGAGUAAGGAGGGCGCCUCGUAAGAAGCUUCGUCGGGGCACUAAUACGGAAAAGAACCAAGUUCCUGCAUAUUCAUAAGGUGGAACCACAUUACCUACCACGUAUUGCUAAAUGUUAACGCAUAGAAAUAGAACGGUUUUUUUACGCAUACUGUUUGUAUUUUGGGGUGUUCAAAAUUGGCACUCUAAAAAUUACGUAAAAUGAAACAAAAUAGGUAGAUCGGGAAUACGCAAGAAGCAUUGAAAAAAAUGAAAAAUACCACUGAAAUCAUAAAACGAGCUUACUGGGAAUGUGUAUCGAAAAUUGGAAGGUAGAAGUGCAUGCAAACUCAUAUCAAACUGUCAAGCAUAAAAAUGUGUAACACAUAAUUAGAAAACUUUUAGACGGGAAAAUAUAAUCAAGAUUACAAGGGUCCGUUAUUUAACGCAACAUGUAUCUAAGGUAUUUGGGAUUGAACACGCAUUGAAAAAUCUGUCACAUCUAUGUAUAGGAAAACGACGCAGAAGCAAAGUGUACUUACCUACUUGGAAACUUCUUGGGAAAAAAAGUCAUGAAUGCUUUAUUUCGUGCUAUUUAGUACAUCGUCGCUGAGGAGUUGAACAACUCAGAAGCGUGUUCGUAUUAGAGUUAUGGGUUGCCACUUGAGUUUUGUUGAGAGAAGGGUUUCCAUGCCUGUCUAAAUUUUACGAACGAC
Molecule: messenger RNA, 4536 nt
Organism: Amoebophrya sp. A25
Lineage: Eukaryota; Dinophyceae; Syndiniales; Amoebophryaceae
Source: the annotation of a GenBank genome assembly